This is a messenger RNA of Dreissena polymorpha, 2840 nucleotides long. Its product is annotated as putative ferric-chelate reductase 1 homolog. Bases 1 to 1083 code for a protein of 360 amino acids. NCBI's taxonomy places the organism in Eukaryota, Metazoa, Mollusca, Bivalvia, Myida, Dreissenidae. The transcript has 11 exons. Gene Ontology annotation, molecular function: oxidoreductase activity, acting on metal ions. The record is from RefSeq and is a predicted model, not a curated record.
AUGUCAAUGUUGGGCGAUGAUCUUGUGUUUGAGUGUGUACACAACCACACCAGCGGGCGUGUGGAGGUAUUCCAGUCCAUCAACUACAAGGACAACACUUACAAACGCCUUAUUAAGCCGAAAGAUGGACUGCUGUCUGAGGAAGGUUCGUACAACAAUGGACGACUGCGAUGUCGCUUCAGACGUGAUAACAGGGUGAACAAUGAGGAGCUGACCAACUAUGGACUGAUUUCUCGUCCAUGGAGGCUUCUUAUGGCUCGCGGUCCAUCACACAAAGGGAACAUUCUGCCACAUGAUAUCGUCGUCGGUAACCUGCCGCUUGCCUCCCCUGAGGAAGUGUCACUGGACGUUGGGGCUGACAUCACAGGGCGCGCCAGGUACCAUCUUGUGAAGGCGCACGCUUGCCUGAUGCUACUAGCGUGGAUCUUCUUUGCUCCCAUUGGCCUUAUCUGGAUGAAGUACUACACCACCAUGUGGCCUAACAGCCGCUUCCUGGGACAAAAGUACUGGCUUGUGACCCAUUUCAACUGCAGGGUGUGGGUGGUGAUCCUGGUGAUAAUCAGUGUGAUCCUGAUCUUUAUCGAGGCUGGAGGCUGGAGCUAUUUUCACAAGUUACCGCAGAAAGCACAUCCUAUUCUGGGCAUUAUCGUCUUCAUCUGCAUCAUUGUCAUACCUAUACUGUUCCUGAUCAGGUGUCUUGAAGACCACACCUGUCGGCCAAUCGGAAACUGGUUUUACUGGCUCUUCUGGACUAUUGCCUUCUGUCUGGCUGUGGUGAAUCUAUUUAUUGGCAUGGAGUUUGGCAAGGCGAUGGUUCCCUGGUGGCUGACAUGGAUCAUCUGCAUCUUCUUCCUCUUCAACUUUGUCUGUGAAAUCAUCCUGGAGGUGCACCAAUGCUGCACCCACAAGAAAAACAAAGAGAAUAGGAAGAAGUGGGAGCUGCAGAAGAAAGAAAAUCCUAAUGUACACAUUCCUGAACCCUGGCCUGCCGGGCGCAUCUUCAAGAGGAAUGUGCUGUAUACGCACUUCAUCGUGUGCCUGAUAGUGGUGAUAAUAGCCGUUAUCACAGUGGCCGUGUCUUAACUGCCUGCGUGAGCAACCAGUCUGCGGAAUACAUAGAGACGCAAAUAACUGAACCAGUCUGAGAUUACAUGUUACCAUAGCAAUUAAAUAUUAGUUAAAAAUAUGUCAACAUAAUGUUUUAUCACACCACAAUAUUUUUUUUUGAAAUAUGUAGGCUAUACAUGCAAAGAAAAAGUAGUUGAAAGUCCAUCAUAAAGCCUUACGUUUUGUUAAAAAAACAUGGACAGUUUAUUGGUUGAUUUUAAUCAAAAUCGCAUUUUAAAUAAAGCUUCAUUGUGUGUGAAAAUGGCCAAAUCAGAAUUGUUAACAGAUUCAAGAGAGUUACUAUUGUUAAAUACUUUUGAUCUCAAUGUAUUGAGACUGACAUGACUACAUGUUAUAGACUAAACCUUUCCCCCUGAGAAGCAGACUGAAAAUGCCUAAGAACAACUAGCAUAAAACCAGAGCAGCCUGUGAGUCAUUCGCAGUCUGUUCAGGUUUUAUGCUCUUUGCUGCUCAUCAGUAUCUUAGGGUUUGAACUGAAGCCUUUAAGCCUUCAAUUGAGAAAGAAAAAAAGGUAUGUUUAAUUUAAAGUUUGUUUAAAGGGACAACAAAGUUUGUCAAAAUGAGUAUCUGAGUUUUAAAGGGUUAAGUGAUAUCUUGUACAAGCAGUUUAAAACCAAAAGCAAUAUUCAGUUACAACAAUGCACUGGUUUCCCUACAGUAUUUACUUGGAUGGUGAAUUAGAUGUUUUUGUAGUAAAUAGGUUGAAAAUUAGGCUGCUAAUUGGGCUGAACAAAAGUUCAAGUUGAAGUAGAAUGGAUUGAUUACUCAUUAUAUGUGACGUUAAAUACCAUUAAUGUACUGUAUUGUAAUGCUUAGUAUUAUGCUUAUUGUUUCGGUAUGUCUUGUAAUGAACCUGAACAGAAUUCAUAAUUCCUCUAAAUCCUGCAAAUUGUAUUUAAUCUGUGUAAUGCUGUGAAAAAGUGGCUUUGCAAAACAUGGGAAUAGUAUGCAACAACACUAUGCUGGCUAUGGCUUCAUUCAACUGCCUGGAUAAAAUUGUGAGAUCAUCUAAAACAGUGAUUGCAAAAUGUUUAGAAGGAAAUUUGGGAUAUGCCAGUUAUUGUCAAAAGACUGGUUUAUUGCAUGUGUGUUUUGGCAAAUUUGGGCGUCUUAUGGUGCUAAUUCUAUCUAUAUUAUGCAUAUGUUGUUAAUUGUUUCUAUUUUAUCUCGCAUGUUUGCACCAAUACCUUACAUUGCUGUUUACUAAAUUGUACAUUCAGUGGUAUGUCAGAAGUUAUUUGAUUCAGAAUACAUGUCUUUUUUCCUUGAAAGCUUGUUUUAACAAAAGUUGUAUUUUGUUAUUAAUAUUGUUAAAUAUUGCUGUAAAAUUUUCUCCUUAAGUAUUCAUUAGGAAAUAUUCUGUCAGAAUUUUAAACCCUGGAUUCUCUUUAGUAGGCUAUUUAUUUGGGAAAUUGUUAUUUUAGAAUGUUUAAGGUUGGAUUCUUCUUAGAAAUUUCCAACUGAAAGAUUUUCAUAUCUUAAAAGGACUUGGCUUUAAAAAUUGUUCAUCUUUAUAUUAAAGUAUAUGAAAAAAAAGGUAAACCGUAUUAUAUUAGAUUUUGUAUAAAAUAAAUAUUUGUUAUCCCUGUAUAGAUACCCAUAUUGAAAAUUAUGUUUGUUGCUUUAUCAUGUAUGCUUUAUUCAUGAUGCCAUAUUGCGUUUUUAAAAUGCAAACAAAAUAGAUGUCAUGUUUUCUGAUAAUAAAACUGUCA